Rhodotorula toruloides NP11 is the source of this 2175-nucleotide messenger RNA. Its product is annotated as Defects-in-morphology protein 1-like, mitochondrial protein. Gene Ontology annotation, molecular function: single-stranded DNA 5'-3' DNA exonuclease activity. Bases 1 to 2175 code for a protein of 724 amino acids. The transcript has 7 exons. Lineage: Eukaryota; Fungi; Basidiomycota; Microbotryomycetes; Sporidiobolales; Sporidiobolaceae. Gene Ontology annotation, cellular component: nucleus; mitochondrion. Gene Ontology annotation, biological process: interstrand cross-link repair. The record is from RefSeq and is a predicted model, not a curated record.
AUGCUUCGAGCGCGCCGAUGCCUGGCUCCGCUACAGACUCUGACUUCGGACCCGAGCUCGACUACGACGAUGCUCUCGAGGCGCAGCUUCUCGUGCUCGAGCAGGACGGUGGCGAUGGCGAUCGAGGCAGCAGGACGAGGCAAACCGCUCUACGGCGGGUCGAGGUGGAGAUGGAGGAUGGAGGAGGAGGACGAGAAGUCCGACAAAGACACUCCGAGGAGUCUGUGGGAGCAAUUCCGACGGCAUCGCAACUGGGGCGCUCUCUCCGUCAGCGACCUCUCGGGUCCAUCCUGGUGCGAGGUCCAACACAGCUAUCGCCUUGCAUCGAAGCCGUACCUGCCGCCGUCUGAGCGACCUGCGACCAUCACGACCGCUUCCGGCGCCGAAAUCGCCGUCGACAAGCACCGCACCGUCAAGCGCGAGAAUGUGCUCAUCAAGGGCCGAAACGUGCACAAGAAGAUCGAGAAGCAGGUGAUGGGCGACGUGCAGGAGGUUCAGGUCGACGUCACGGGCAAGGAGGAGUGGUGGGCGCUUCGGAUCCUGAAUACGGUCGUCGGUCUCGAGGCGCUUCUGACGACAGGUCGCGUGAGGGAGCUCCCCGUCGUCGGAUGGGUCAAUGACUUUCUCGUCUUCGGCGUUAUCGACGAGGUCGAGCGUCGCGAACUAUCGCCGCUUCCCCCGACGCCGGUUCAGACGUCCGACGACUUGAAGGCGAAGCCUAGACGGACGCCGAAGAAGGGCAAGAAGGGCAAAGAUACGCCCGCGACUCCGACAAAGAAGGACGAGCAACAGAAGCUCACGUCGUUCUUCUCGCCGAGUCCAUCCCCAGCAAAGCGAGGCGGAGUGCUCGACUUGACGCAGGACUCGUCUCUCGAGGAGUCGGAGACGGAGCAGACGACUCCGGUCGAACCGCAGCCUCGAUGGGGAUUCGUCCUGAGCGAUACCAAGACUCGCUACAAGCGCUCCAUCCCGCCGCCGACCGAGACUCGCAGCACCCGCCUCCAGCUCGGCCUCUACCACCGCCUUCUGUCCUCCCUUCUCCAACCUGAGACCGCUCCUGCAGCGAAACAGGUCGCCGAGCCCGCCUUCUCCUGGACUCGCCUCUACGCCGACCUCUCGCUUGACCCGACUACCCCCCUUUCGAACGGCUUCCUCGACUCGAUCGCGCCUGUCAUCGAGGGAUCCAGCCUUGAAGAGUCGCUUGGCGAAGCCGAGACACUAGGAGAUUUCGUCGGUGUGCUCUCGAAGUACGCCGACAUGGUGAGAGGCGGUCGGCAGCGUGUCUUGGAGGACGAGGUCGAGGUCGUCUACCGCAUGCGUGGGAGCUCGUCGCCCGUGCGUCACAGUGCGCCACCGCCGGCACCAGCACCGACACAAGCAGCGUUGCCGGCGAACGAGGAUGCAGACCUGCAGCAAGCCAUCGCUGCGAGCCUUGCCGACUCUGUCGACAGCCAGCCGAGCGAGUCGUCGAGCGGAGGAUACACGAGCAUCCUCGACAUCUUGUCAAACGACGAGAUCGAUGUCGAGCUUCGAGGCGGAAUAAGCAUGUCGGCGCAGGAGCUGCCGAUGGAGGAUUCGCAGCUCGAGGACUCUCAGCAGCCCUUCCUCGCCAACCCUUCCCUUCCGCUACCUGUCGACCACCUUCCUCCGUCUCUCACCGACGACCCGUCGUCGUCUGCACCUCCCAGUCCCGGUCCUUUCGCUCUCCCCCUCAACUCGCAAGGGCGGGACGACGCGGAUGUAGCCCCUGCAGCAGCCUCGACCCGGUCAUCUCGCUAUAACCUGCGCGACCGCUCUGCGGCUGCUGGAACCUCCGCGACUCCGUCCGGGGAAGUGCAGCGACCGGGACCGAUUCUAGACGACCGACCGACGGCGACUCCCGCUGCGGUCUCGUCCACGACAGCUUCGCUCGCGUCGCGCUCUCAGACCGCAGCAGAUCCAGGUCUCAUCGGCGUCGAGAAGAUCAAGGUCGAUGCGGACGAGCUCUCAGCCUGGCUCGCAAGCAUCACGGCGUACUGGAAGGGCGAGCGCGAGCCGAUUGGAGUGCGGGUGACAGAGGUCAACCGGUGUCGCUUCUGCGAGUUCGAGGACGGAUGUGAGUGGCGGGCGGCGAAGGCACUCGAAGCGAUGGAGGCAGCGAAGGCGAAGAGGGUGGCACGAGCAUCGGCUGCGUAG